Molecule: messenger RNA, 4400 nt
Organism: Pectinophora gossypiella (pink bollworm)
Lineage: Eukaryota; Metazoa; Arthropoda; Insecta; Lepidoptera; Gelechiidae
Gene: Sdc
Product: syndecan
Exons: 5
Coding region: 177-986 (269 amino acids)
Biological process (GO): cell migration
Cellular component (GO): membrane; cell surface
Source: RefSeq, a predicted model, not a curated record
CAAGCGCCCGUCAGUUUACUACUAUCGCAAAUCGACGCCGCAUGUCGUUUCGCGUGUUAUUGUGGCCGUGUGCAUGGUGCUAGUGGAAUAACAUAACAGCAAAUUGUUUUGUGCUGUGUUAUUGUAGUGGUAGUGUCACGCUGCUGGUGCGACAGGUCCAGUUCACAUUUGUUGUGAUGCAUUUGAGGAUAUACCUAUGGCUGUCUUGUGUAGUCCUCGCAGGAUACGUUCGAGCGCAAGAGGACGGCGGCGCCGGCGCAGUCCCUACAGUAGACACAGCAGCCCCGCCACAGAACGACGGCCCGCUCGCGUCCGACCACGACGCGUUCCUCGACGAUGAGGGCUCGGGCCUAGAGGGCGACGAGAGCUCGGGCUCCGGCUGGGGCGCCGGCCCCGGCCCCGACGACGAGGACGCACGAGGCUCAGGUGACGAAGGCCCCGAGGAUGACGAAGACUACAAACCCGUCACCGUGCGCCCCACCGCCGCACCCACCACUCCGGAACCCGAACUCUUCGUCCCGGACUACUCCACCGAAGCCCCCUUCCUGCCCUUCGAUGUAGUCAGUCCUCGCAUCAUCACCGGCAAGGAGUCGAUCGAGGCCGAGGAGGAGGGCCGCAGCGCGGGGGCGGAGACACCCUCCCGCCCCGACGAUAUCAGCAUCUCCGGGGAAGACACCAACUCGGGCAUUCAGGAUCCUGACAAGGAGCACGAAGGCGCGGAGUCGCGGCCGGCAGACAACGUCGUUUUCAUCAUGAACGCUAAGCCAGAGGACCGCGCCACCAGCUUCUUCGCGCAGCCUGGCAUACUCGCCGCUGUGAUUGGCGGUGCAGUAGUAGGGCUGCUAUGCGCGAUCUUGGUGGUGAUGUUCAUAGUGUACCGCAUGCGCAAGAAGGACGAGGGCUCGUAUGCGCUGGACGAGCCCAAGAGAAGCCCCGCAGCCGCCUCCUACGGGAAGGGCCACAAUAAUCGCGAGUUCUAUGCGUGAGACGACACAGAACAAAACAUGCCACGUGUUUACUAGUCGGUGCCCACGCACCGACUGACCGCCAAUCGCGGUUCACAGUAUGCCGUUACCUUUUUAAAUUUUUGACAGAUACAUUCCAUUUCACGCAGCUCGCGUGCAAGGACUUACAAUUAUAAUCAUUUUACCAACGUGGCUAAAAUUGUUCUGUGGUCGUCUCACAACUACAACCGAACCGGCAAACUUAUUUAUAAUUUAAAUUGACGUGUACGGAUUGUACUAUAGAAUGUACAAACCAAGUACCAAAAAUAUUAUUUAUCUGUUUAAUGAGAUAAAUAAGUUAUUGAAAAAAAUCAAUGAGAUUUUCACUGAAAUUAUCACUUGUAAGACCAAAUUUUUAUAAAUUAUAUAUGGUGAGGCAGUGAUGAUCGAUAGAUGUUUGUUGCCUGCUUAAUGUUUGACGCUGUUCAGUGUACGUCAGUGACCUGACUUCUUCAUGUUUCGAGACCAAUGUGGUUGAGUGUUGAUGAAGUAACGUGUUCUAUUGAUGCUGAAUGAAAAUGGGUUCUGUAACACAGUCCGUGGACGCAUUCUAUUUAUAAUGACAACAAUACAAGCAAGGCAACAAACAGCGAGUGGAUGACUGAUGGGAAUUACAAUUCGAGAGAAUUGGAUUCUAAAUUACAAUGACAUUUUGUAAUUGACUGUGUUGCGGACCCAUUGUGUAAUGUUCUCUGUAUAAAAUAAAUGUGCCAUCCGCUUUCUUCAACUGUAUAUUUCCUAGCGUAGACCGUUCUCUUCGCAUAGACUAAACGUUUAAAUCUCAAAAUAGUCUAUGGACACGUCCAUAUCUAUUGUUUGUCAGCUGUAAUAUAAUAUAUAAUGUGUGUAUUUAGAUCACUCUCUAAGGUUUCGAAGUAGAAUUUAUAUGGAAUAGUUGUAUAUUUAGAUCUUUACAAGUUUACUUCCAGAGAAUUUGGCAUCGAAAUUUUUUACAGUUAUUUUUGAGCUGUAAUUUUAUUGCAACUUUUUAUACUUGUAAUAAGCUAUUCGACCAUCUAAUCGGAAGAUAUUACGUUCCUUUAGCUUAUUUAAAUUGGGGAAUAUAAUUUAAAUAGCUUUUAAUAUUUUAUAGUUAUAGUCUUUGCUACUUUAUAUUUUUCUCUGUAAUCAAUUGGGUUUUUUUUAUAAUAUUUUUAAAUUAGUGACAUACGUACGAGACAAUUUUUGUUGUCUUUUUGGGCUAUGAAUUAAAAGAGGAGUUAAAAAAUAUUCUUUGUUUAGUUGUGUCGUUUUACUUUUAAUAUAAUUGACUUAUUUCUCGUCAUUUCUUUUAGAUUACAUUUGUAGUUAUUUUAAAACUAGGUUGUGCAACGAAUGUGUUUUUGUUCAUUUUCUUUGUAGUUUACUUUUACCUUUUUUGUGCCAUCUUCAAAGUUAAAACUCGCUCGUGCUUGGCUUCGACAUCCAAAAUGUUGUAAUUUCUUAUCAAUCGCAUUAAGUCAAUUAAUUUAUUUGAAUUAAUUGUAAUAAAUUAUUGUAAUUUAUAAAAAAAUAAGUGUUAAAAUUUAAAAGGAAAACCAGACAAUGGCGAAUUGCGGUACCUACCUAUAAGUUUUUAUUCAACUUAUGAACAAUUUCAGAAAUACAUAUAAAUGUGUAACUAACUUAGUAAAUUAUUAUUAUAUUGUUCUCUAUAUUGCUGCAAAUCGCCAUUGUUUAAAACUACCUUAAAUGUAAAAUUAAUUUAGAUUUGCAUAUCUCAAGAUGUUUUCAACCUUUUAGGUGUGUUACUACGUAUAUAUGUAACUAAUAUAAAAUGUAUACAAUACGUUCGAAGUCAAAAUGAGGCACAUAUUGGACAUUUCACUAUAAAUAUUGUAGGUGUCGACAAAUUAAUGUCGUUCUGUGGAGUUUUCUAUAGAAAAACUCUUAAUAAAUUACUAUCUAUGAUAAUAAAAUUAAACCUAAUAUCAGCGGUAAAAUAUUUUUAAUAACAGCGCCAUCUAUUGGUGUCAAAAUAAAUUAAGUCUUAGAUAAACGCAAAAAUGAUAUAAUAGUAUCUAGGUUUAUAACUUAGAGAACUAUAAGUGUAAUUUACAAGUUAAUCUCAACCAACAUAACCCAAUCAAUUCAACUACUGAUUAACGGAUUUUAUGUCGUAAUGUCUAUUUUUAUUGAAUCUAAGAAAACCCCUAAGUUUAUUUCUAGAAAAUUCCACAGAGUAAAUCGGAACAUUCCCGUGGGAUUUGUACUAACCUACUGCAGUAGCGAGCGACUGCUCAUAGUAUAAGGAUUGUACAUUAUAACUGUAAAUUCUUAUAGGCUUUAAACUGUGUAAUUUAUACAGUAACAUAAAGUAAUGUACCUACUAAUAUUAUGUAACCCGAUAAAUGGAUAUGCUAAUUAAUAUUUAUUUUAUUUUAAAUUUACGAACAAUGUUUCUUUUUAAAAUCAUUAUUUUCUAAUAAAAUUCGUGACAUUAGGUGGCAUAGGGGGAGAUUUUUCUCAUGCAGAUUUUUAUGAACUAAAUGUGAUUAGAAUUUUCAAGUGUAAAUUAUGAAAUUAUAUUUACAUUUUUAUUUCGACUUGGACAAUUUAAACCAUAGUUUUUUUAAAAUCUGUAAGGGUUUUUUUUUAAUAUACGCUCGAAAAUAUCUAUUGGCCUAAAUAAAACGCUAAUAAAUAUUUCAUUCGGUAAAAAAAUAAAAAGUCCCUUACAUUUAAUUAACCUCUGUUUCAAAAACAUGACAAAUAUUAAUUUUAUAUAUUGAAAAAUUAUGAUUAAACUGGUCAGUUUUGCUUUUUCAACACACAUAACUAUUGUUUAUAACUGUAGAGUAAAAUAAUCAAUAGCUAUAUUUCAAGGACAUGCAUUUUGUUACAAUACGUUUUGGAUACACUUAAGAUUAACUUAUAAAAAGUUAAGAAAAGUUAAGAUAAGUUUGGUACCGCCAUCUAUCAACGAAAGAAACACUUAUUUUUCAGUCAUUUAAUAGACACUUGAUUUUCCAGUAAUAUAAAAUAUUUAAAUUGUGAUACAAUUUACACUUUUAAUUAAAAUUGUAAUACAAUUGUAAAUUAUGAACUACAAAUAAUAUUAAUUUUAUUUUACAGUAAAUUUAUUUCACUUAUAAAAAAUGAUAAAUGGUUUUAUGGCGAAAAAUUAUGUAUUUACUUCUAAAGAUAGGUGGUGUAAUAAACUUCUGUAUUUAAUGAAUAAAGUGUAUGCCGUAUCACAAAUAAAAUGUAGAAAAAUAUUCCAAGUGAUGUUUAUACCUCUCCUGAGUAUCAAAAUUAUGUUUAUUUGUUUGACUCUAACUAAUGUAAUUUAAGAGGCAAGUUAGGUAACGUUCGGUAGGCAUAAAGUAUGGAUGUCCACCGUGUAAAUAAUGCUCCUUUACACUUAGGUAAAUAUACAGGUCAUACAAACAUGUA